This is a messenger RNA of Asparagus officinalis (garden asparagus), 780 nucleotides long. RefSeq lists its product as uncharacterized. The record is from RefSeq and is a predicted model, not a curated record. The coding region runs from base 1 to 780 and encodes 259 amino acids. Lineage: Eukaryota; Viridiplantae; Streptophyta; Magnoliopsida; Asparagales; Asparagaceae. The transcript has 3 exons.
AUGACUCUUAUAAUAAGAUGUGCGGAUGUUUUAGAAAGUACAGUAAAUGUAGAAGAGUUCUUUCUAGAAUUUCUUAAGGUCGACGACACGUCAGGACUGAGUCUUUUUAGUGAACUUGAAGAUGUAUUUAAGAUUCUGGAACUUGACAUUUAUAAUGUAAGAAGACAAGGGUAUGACAAUGGAUCUAAUAUGAAAGGAAAAAAUAAAGGUGUGCAGAAAAGACUCCUCGAAGUAAAUUCUAGAGCAUUCUAUACUCCAUGUGGCUGCCAUAGUCUUAACCUCGCACUUUGCGAUAUGGCAAACUCUUGUUCGAAAGCUAUAUCUUUUAUUGGAGUGAUACAACGUUUAUAUACUUUGUUUUCAUCUUCUACUAAGCGGUGGGAUAUUUUCAAAGAGCGUGUUUCUGGUCUCACACUUAAGCCAUUGUCACAAACACGAGAAAAUGGAUUUAAGGAGGCCAUUACUGAAGCUAUAAAGGUUGCAUCUGAAAUGGAAAUUGAAGCUGUAUUUCGUGAAAAGCGUAUCAUUCGCAGGAAGAGGCAAUUUGAUGAAAGUGCUACCGAAAAGACAAUAUUAUCUCCUGAAGAAUCAUUUAGAGUUAAAUACUUUCUAUAUAUAGUGGAUCAAGCUAUUUCUUCUCUUAAGAUUAGGUUUGAACAAUUUCGGCAUUAUGGUUGCCUCUGCAGAAAAAAGCUUUUCAAAGUUAAAAUUGAUCGAAUCUUACCUUCGAUCAACUAUGUCACAAGAAAGAUUGAAUGGCUUAGCUAUAUUGUCAAUUGA